Messenger RNA from Aspergillus terreus NIH2624, 3282 nucleotides. RefSeq lists its product as uncharacterized. The transcript is spliced from 2 exons. Gene Ontology annotation, biological process: autophagy; response to starvation. Gene Ontology annotation, molecular function: protein binding. NCBI's taxonomy places the organism in Eukaryota, Fungi, Ascomycota, Eurotiomycetes, Eurotiales, Aspergillaceae. The record is from RefSeq and is a predicted model, not a curated record. Gene Ontology annotation, cellular component: cytoplasm. Bases 1 to 3282 code for a protein of 1093 amino acids.
AUGCCCCCGGCAGCUUCGGACGACUUGACGCGCCAGCAAAGCCGGUACCUUGGUGACAACCUCCCCCUCCCGGACGAUCCGAACAAGAUCUCGACAGAGAAUGACCUCGGUGGAAAGACCAAGAAAAAGAGUAAAAGCGGAUCGAAGGCGAAGGCCAAAGCUGCGAAAGCCGCCGCAAAGUCACCACCAGAGGAUCUGAUUGACACCUCGUCCCCUCCACAAGUCGAGCCAUCUUCGUGUCCCGACCCGCCCUUGGAGUCACAACCACCCCCGACUAUCGUAUCGCCGGUUUUGGAUGCUCUCGGUGCCCUCGGCGAGGCUCCAGAGAACGAUCUCACCUAUCGAACCGAUAGCUGGGCCAAAUCGGUCCCCUUUGGGAAGAGCCCACCCAAAGAUGUCGGUGAAGGGGAUCUGCCGAGUGGAUCUCCUUUUGGUUACCUCGCAACCCCUGAGAAAGGAGGCUUUAGCCAUCCGUCUUCCGCAUCACCGCCGCCUCGAACGAGACCAUUUAGCUACGGAAAUGGAUACGCGAGCAGCACCGUUUCCAGACAGCAGUCAGUAGACCGGCAGAAGAGCCAAUCUCUCAGUAGCCCGUUCAAUCAUCAUAUUCCGCCUCCCCAUAUGCCGCAGGCUCACUUUUAUGGCGCCCCCGAUAUCGAUCUCCCGGUGUAUGGGAAUAACAAUCGUUCAUCAGCGGACGGAAAUUAUUCCUUUUGUGCAUUUGACACUCUUCCCAGUCCAUCGUUUAAAGCCUCCAGAAUGGGUGGCACUGUCCUUUUGGUCGGAAUGGAUGGCGGCCUUGAGAUCCACGCUAUCGAAGAACGGAAGUCCCGCUUGGUUGGAAAACUGACAGGGCUGAACGGACGCGUGAUCGAUGCCAAGGUCCUCCCAGGUGGCUCGCCCGAUGACUCGUUAUCGUCGUCGAGGCCCCAUGUGGCCGUCGUCCUCCAUGGACCCAGUGUUUCGGACGAUGAGGGUCAUACGUCCUCUGCCGGCUCAGAGAGCAACGAGAUCCCAGCUGCCCCUAGUGGACAACAUUCGUCGGCCGACAAAAGGUCCUCCAGAGAUGAUACGCGCUUCUAUCAGACUCGAGUAGAGGUGUAUUCCCUCCGAAGCGGGGAGCAUGUCACCACACUCUUUACCGCCAGACCCUCCCCGUGUUUGGAUAACAUCCCUGGGUUGCCCAUGUUUGCCCCAGCCCCUUCGGGGAACUUGAAGCUGUUCACCAGUAGCAACUUUAUUGUUCUGGGUUCGGGGGUGAGCGGGGAGGUAUAUAUUUAUAGCAUGAAGAGUUAUCAGUGCCUCGGAAAGACAUGGACCAACAUCCACACAAGAGAAGCUCGACGGUAUUCAACUUCCUCGAGCUCGACUGAUCCAGAUGGGUCCCGUAACGACUCGCCUCAUGGGAUGGUCAAUGGUGAUGGCCCGAUUCUCGCGCUGAAAGGCCGCUGGCUCGCCAUUGUACCUCCCUCGUCUGGCUACCGGACAUCUCUUCGUGGAUCGGUGCCGCAAUCUUUGAUUCUUGGGAAGGUUUUUGGAAUCGAAACCCGCAGCCCUCCAGCUCGACCCGCGGUGAAUUGCGCGACAGACGUCGGCGAUGGAGAGAGUUUAUUUGACAAGGUUGCCCGCGGUGUCACACAAGAGCUUGUGCGAGGCGCCCGCUGGGUAGGAGAUCAAGGACUGCAAGCGUGGAACAACUACUGGAACAAGGAUCAGCCUCAGAAUUCGACACCCCGGCGAAGUAUGGUGGAUUUCCCACCGGCAGGCUACAUGUUCCCUCCAACGCAUGCGCAGGAUACGCAAACUUCCGCGCCGGCUGAGCCUGACUUGGUGUCAAUAAUUGAUUUGAAGAGGCUGGAGGAGGGUGGCGAGAUGAAGAACGCGUUGUUCAAUCCCGUUGCUACGUUCCAGGUCCCUAAUGGAUGCAGUUUUCUGUCAUUCUCACCAAACGGACUGAUGCUGCUGACCGCAAGCAAGAAGGGCGAUGUGCAAUACGUCUGGGACCUGUUCCAGGCCAAAUAUUGUCGCGCCGCGGCAUUCCUUUCCGAUAGUGCGACCGCCCCGUGUGCAAAUGUGCGACAGGUAGCACGCUUCGCGCGGUUGACGACGUCGCAUAUUGUGGAUGUGAUUUGGUGUCCUCCGUCGGGCGAUCGGCUUGCCAUCAUCACCCGUAAAGGAACGGUACAUGUGUUUGAUCUGCCGCGGACUGCUUUCCAGUGGCCUCCUUUCCGUCGCGCUCGACCGGCAUCGAACAAGCCUCCCGCGCCUGAAGUAUCAGCUGAUGACUUUAUCGAUAAACCGGCGGCUACCAACCCCUUCUCGACAGCAUUCAAGCUAGUGGGAGAUAAGACGCAGCCCAUCUUUGCAGCUGUUCGAGGCCGCACGCCCUCUGCCGCAGCCGCUUUCCCUCCGGUUGGUGGGUUCGCCAUCCCGUCUGCGGCCAGCGUGAGGAGCGGCAAGGUGGUCGCGGCAGGGUUGAGCAAAUCCAUGGGGGCAGCCACUGGCACAGUCAACACGCUUCGACACGUGGGCGAGAAUCGUCUUCACCUAAGUGGCUUAGCCCGUGAUCCGACAGCGGCACGAGUGACAUGGGUUACUCAUAAGGGGCAGCCAUUUUUAGGUGUGGUGGACAGCGGGUUUUUCCGUCUGUACCGAAUCCGACGCUCGCUUUCGGCGCACAAGAACCGACAGCUCCAGUCGAUUGUCGGAGGCAAGGAGGUGGAGUUCCGACUGCCUCCACACCUGCAGUCGCCGUGCGGGGCCAUGGCAAUGGGAGCCUUCACGGCCGAGUCGACAACGAAUGCGACGUUGGCUCUACCUUCUUCGACCGUGCGCCCGUCGCCUGGGACUCAGCUCAAAUGCCAGCCUCUAUCGCAGGCGGAGAUUGAGACCAAUGCGCCUUACCAGCCUUUCCACACGGACCAACGCGUAAACUUGUUCAUUUAUACGGAACCGAGUGACGGAGCACCCGCUGGAGACGUGCCCACGGGCCAGUGGGUCUUUGGCGAUGGUAUGGCGAUGUCCAAGCUCCACGUACGGCCAUUUAGCGCGGGUGGGGAGGAAGAGGACGACGUUGUGCACGAGCCCCAUGGCGGUUAUGGCGGAGAGAUGGAGAACUUGAUCAGUCUGGGGAGCAACACCAGCCAUGGCGAGGAGGUUGUCAUCACGACGCGGCGGAAGAAGAAGCGGUCUUCGUCGUAUGCGUCGGCUAGCUUGGGCGUGGACGACGGGUUCUUCGAAGACGACUGUGAGGUGCUGGAUUUUGCACAGGAUCGGGUUUAG